Molecule: messenger RNA, 705 nt
Organism: Belonocnema kinseyi
Lineage: Eukaryota; Metazoa; Arthropoda; Insecta; Hymenoptera; Cynipidae
Gene: RpL18A
Product: 60S ribosomal protein L18a
Exons: 3
Coding region: 114-647 (177 amino acids)
Biological process (GO): translation
Cellular component (GO): ribosome; cytosolic large ribosomal subunit
Molecular function (GO): structural constituent of ribosome
Source: RefSeq, a predicted model, not a curated record
CAUCAUGAUAAAAUCUUGACUAUUCUGCGUGGCCGUCUUCGACUCUUCAAUUUUCAUGUCUAUGGCAUGAACCGUCUUUUUCUACUUGGAUUUCACUGCGAACGGAAGGAAAAAUGAAGGCGAAAGGAGAAUUGAAGGAGUACGAAGUGAUCGGGCGAAAACUGCCUACAGAGAAAGAAAAAACAACUCCAUUGUAUAAGAUGAGGAUCUUUUCUCCAGAUCUUAUUGUCGCCAAAUCAAGAUUUUGGUAUUUUCUCCGUCAGUUGAAAAAGUUUAAAAAAUCUACUGGUGAAAUCGUAUCUGUGAAACAGAUUCCCGAAAAAACACCAAAUAAAAUCAAGAAUUUCGGAAUUUGGCUGAGGUAUGAUUCAAGGUCUGGCACGCAUAACAUGUAUCGAGAGUAUCGAGACUUGUCUGUGAGUGGAGCAGUAACGCAAUGCUACCGCGACAUGGGUGCAAGACAUCGUGCUCGUGCCCAUUCUAUCCAAAUCAUCAAGGUUGAGAUAGUUAAGGCGAGUCAGUGCAGAAGAUCACAGGUGAAACAAUUCCAUGAUGGUAAGAUCAGAUUCCCAUUGCCCAAGCGCAUCGCACAUAGGAAUCGUAUGCCCACGUUCAGCGUGCGAAAACCACGUACAUAUUUCCUUUAAGCGGUUUGAUUCAAAUGCCCUUGGCGAAAAUGGAAAAUAAAAAUACGUUUAAUAAAAA